Messenger RNA from Scatophagus argus, 2451 nucleotides. RefSeq names its product ADP-ribosylation factor 2b (gene arf2b). The transcript has 5 exons. Gene Ontology annotation, cellular component: plasma membrane; cytoplasm. Gene Ontology annotation, molecular function: GTPase activity; GTP binding. The record is from RefSeq and is a predicted model, not a curated record. Bases 155 to 700 code for a protein of 181 amino acids. NCBI's taxonomy places the organism in Eukaryota, Metazoa, Chordata, Actinopteri, Scatophagidae. Gene Ontology annotation, biological process: intracellular protein transport; vesicle-mediated transport.
AUUAGUAACACCAUUUGUACUGUGAUUGGACCAGGUUUGAUAGUGGGAAGUGCCCGUACGCCGGUGUCUCCCUGGUUGCGCAAGACGCCAUUUUGGAGUGACAGUGAAAGAUAACGGAAAGAUCGAGAAGCUGUCUUUCUAAAGCUUUGUCACCAUGGGGAAUGUAUUUGCAAACUUAUUCAAGGGCCUGUUUGGCAAAAAAGAGAUGAGGAUUCUUAUGGUCGGGCUUGAUGCUGCUGGAAAAACUACUAUCCUAUAUAAACUGAAACUUGGAGAGAUAGUCACCACCAUUCCCACCAUUGGUUUUAAUGUUGAAACUGUAGAAUACAAGAACAUCAGCUUCACGGUGUGGGAUGUGGGCGGUCAGGACAAAAUCAGGCCGCUGUGGCGCCACUACUUCCAGAACACUCAAGGGCUUAUCUUCGUGGUGGACAGCAACGACAGGGAGCGAGUGAACGAGGCGAGGGAGGAGUUGUCCAGAAUGCUCGCUGAGGACGAACUCAGAGACGCCGUGCUGCUCGUUUUCGCAAACAAACAGGAUCUCCCCAACGCUAUGAAUGCUGCAGAGAUCACAGACAAGCUGGGCCUGCACGCCCUCCGCCAGCGCAGCUGGUACAUCCAGGCCACCUGCGCCACCAGCGGGGACGGCUUGUACGAGGGCCUGGACUGGCUCUCCAACCAGCUGAAGAACCAGAAAUGAUCCAUUCCACCGGUUUUGAUUUUUGUUUGUUGUUUAUUUUUUUCUGUUUUCAACACAGCGGCAGCACCGGAUCCAAGCCCCUUCGCUCCCAUCUAACCCAACUCUCAACCCCGGCUCUUUCUUUCAAGAACUUCCUUCAUUCCCCUCCUCCUGCUUUCUCCCUUCGUCAGUACUCUUGGGGCUCUAGUCUGUGCUGCUUGUGUGUGUGCGUGUGUGCGUGCGUGUGUGUGGGCGUGUGUGAGUGUGUGUGUACCUUGUGUGUUCAGCGAGUGUGUGUGGGUGUGAAGGCGUCUCUGUGUAUGUUGGCUGGGAUUGGGAGUAACCCUGGCGUGCCUUUUACACACCUCCUGUGGAAUCAGCAGUCUGGUUUUCAAGCCCCCUUUCUCCAUCCACCAAACUCAGCCUCCGCCCCACUCAGCCUACCCCCACUCCAAGUCUUGCACGGCCCCCUUCUCCCCCACCCUUACUCUCCAGAGGAAGCAUGGUUUUCAUACGGCAAAGAAAGAGCAAGGGUGCAAGCUCUCCUCCCCCUCCCUGUAGGAUAUAUAUCUAUGUUGACUAGAAAUGUUCACCUGAUGUAGACUGAAUGCUAAAUGUUCAUUUUAACCUCCUUUUUUGAUUUUGAAACCUCAAACCCACCAGUAAGAGAUUCAGUAAAUUGCAUCUUAACCUGUAUCAGGUCGAAGCAAAUCAAAAAAUAGAAAAGGAAAUAAAGAGAAACGCCCAUCCUCGAUCAUUCUGGUGUCAUUUGAAAAUCAUGCUGUUUGUUUUAUUAUGAUUAUGAUUAUUAUUAUUAUUAUAUUGGGAUAUAGCAUAUUAUUCUUAGCAAUGGUUCUCCAAUGAACACUACCUUUGUCCCCCACGAAGCGAGACCGUGAAGCACAAGGCAAGCCAACAAUCUUAAAAAUUAAAUCUACUGUAAAAUUAGAAUCUGCGAGGAUUAUGCAAUUCUUGUCUUUUCCAGCUUAUUUUUAUUUGGCAGCUGAUGUUUAAUUCCCAGGACUGAAUUGGAUUUUCGAGAUGCCCUUCAGUACAUCCAAGCAUCCUGACAGUGUUCCUACUUCAUGUGGGUCAAAAACAAGGUGUUGGACAUUUCACAAACUUUAGCCUCUUGACAGAGACAGGUGUCAUGAUACUUUCACACGCUUCACAUGUUAUUCCUUUAUGAGAUGUUACAUGUUUGUUUUUCUCCUGUAACUAGUUUUAGCAUUUCAGUUUGUACUAUGACUGCUGAACCAAAUGCAUUUGAGCAGUACGACAAAUCCUGUAUAUGAAAGUAGCGGGCCCGAACUGCAUCUGAUUUUUUUGUCAGAGGAAAGAGGUUUUUCUCACAAACGGUUGGCAGUUUUUAUUUUGAAAUCUGAAAAGCAUCCAGCUGUCUAAUUUUCCUGAUUGGGAUGAAGGAUUGGCACCAGAAUAUGAAGGCUCUUUAACUGUGAACAGUCCAGACGUAUGAAGAGGGGAGACUAGUUCAGUGUCUGGGUGUUGACAGGGCGCCGCAUACUUCAUGUUUGAACAGACCAACACAACACGCACUCUGUCAGUGAGCUGAAAGGACUUGGUGGUAGACCGUUCAUGGGGAACGGGCGUGCAGUUAAAUGGUCGUGAGAUUUCAGCAGGCGUUCCCACUGUCGAACCAUGGGGGUUAAGCUGGCACUUCUGUCAAGAAUGAUUGUAAAUCUGUUAAGUUCCCCUGUAAACUGUUUCUGUGGGGAUUUCCUGAACACAUUAAUAAACAUGAUUUGAUCCAA